AUGAUCCCAAAAACCAUCUACCAUAACAAAGAAGACGACAGUGAAAGGGAAAAAACAAACCAAAACGCCGUCGUAUUACAUAUCCAUUUGACGAAAUUUGUCCCUUUCUUCCAUCACCCCACUCCACCCCACCUUCGUCACCAUCACUUCUCCAACCACUGAUCUCCUCUCACAGCAUCAAAGAUUCAAGAUAUAUUAAACAAAUUCAAUCCAAUCCCCCCACUCGCCGACCACAACAAAAAUAUCUCACCCCUUCCCUCGAAUUCUUCCCAAAAGCAACCGACUUUAGAGAAAUCUGGGCCCUUCUCUCUAUCUGUUUCGUGAUAAUCUUUAUUAUUAUAAUCACCCACAUAACCGGCAUCUUAGGGAAGAAGAAGUGGUUUCCGGGAUCUUUUGUUCAAGUUAAUCAGCCGCCGGUGAUCAUAUACUGUUGUGGAAUUGAUUGAUUUUUUGUCGUUUGGUUAACUGGAAUGUUAUUUGGGUUUGACUUUUGACGCCGGAGAAUGGAUCGGUCGAUGGCAGCGGCGAGUUCCGGUAUUGAUUUACCGAUCAUGCACGAUAGUGACCGGUACGAUUUGGUUAAAGAUAUUGGGUCGGGUAAUUUUGGAGUUGCUAGGCUUAUGAGAGAUAAACAGACUAAAGAGCUUGUCGCUGUUAAGUAUAUCGAAAGAGGUGAAAAGAUAGACGAAAAUGUUCAAAGGGAAAUCAUCAAUCACAGAUCUUUAAGACAUCCUAAUAUCGUUAGGUUCAGAGAGCUCAUAUUGACCCCAACCCAUUUGGCAAUUGUGAUGGAAUAUGCUUCUGGUGGAGAACUUUUUGAUCGAAUUUGCAAUGCAGGGAGGUUUAACGAAGAUGAGGCUCGAUUCUUCUUUCAACAACUCAUAUCUGGUGUCAGCUAUUGUCACUCUAUGCAAGUUUGUCACCGUGAUUUGAAGCUAGAAAAUACGCUGUUAGAUGGAAGCCCUGCUCCCCGUUUAAAGAUUUGUGAUUUUGGGUUACUCAAAGUCUUCGGUGUUGCAUUCACAACCAAAAUCUACUGUCGGUACACCAGCAUAUAUCGCACCCGAAGUGUUGCUUAG
Molecule: messenger RNA, 1079 nt
Organism: Lactuca saligna
Lineage: Eukaryota; Viridiplantae; Streptophyta; Magnoliopsida; Asterales; Asteraceae
Source: the annotation of a GenBank genome assembly